CACAUGGUGCGCUGCAGCUUUUGACACACUCGCGGGAAUUUCAUGUAAUCAAUGCUUUUGUUUCUACAUUUGAAAKAACCUACAAUAAGUCAAUACGUGUGUUUCAUUCAACUUAACAGUUAUGGCUGAAUGUCCAGCAAGUAUUGUAUUGCGAAGUGAAGGAGUCGAGAGCUCAAACAUCGAAAAAGAGAGUGUCACAAAGCUUCUCCCCAAUCUACAGAAACUGUUUGAGUCAGAACUGUCCAAAUCUUGUGUGCCAAGUCUGGAAACAGUUGACCCAAGGGCAAACUCAAAGAGCGAUGAAAAGGAGAGCGAUGAGAAGCUUGCAGACAAUCCACAGAAACUCUCUGAAUCUUGUGUGCCAAGUAAGGGACCGMUUGACCCAAAGGCAAACUUAAAGUGGGAGAUAGGGUCCCACUGCAAGGCUGUGUGGUCACAGGAUGGGCGGGUUUAUCCUGCCACCCUGGUCUGGUUGGAGGGGGAGCGCUGCAAGGUGAAGUUUGACAACUAUGGAAACGAGGAAGAGAUGGACKUGAGCGCCAUGCUACCUGAAGCUGCUGACCAGCCCCGGAAGGAGAAACGGAGCGAUGAAAAGGAGAGCGAUGAGAAGCUUGCAGACAAUCCACAGAAACUGAUGGAAUCGAAACUCUCAGAAACUGAUGUGCCAAAUAAGGGACCGGUUGACCCAAAGGCAAACUCAAAAGUGUGGAUGCUGGGUUCCCGGUGCCGUGCUGUGUACUCAGAGGAUGGCCUGGUCUACCCAGCGGUGCUGGUGUGGAUGAGAGGCGAACGCUGCCGGGUGAAGUUUGAAGGCUACGGGAACGAGGAGGAGCUGGAGCUGAGCACCCUGCUAUCGCCAGAUGACCUGGGYCGACACUGUGGAAGAGCUACUGCCAAGGCUGUGGAAGGGUUCAGGUCCAUUAGUAACAACAGCGCAGACUGGAAGAAGGAUAGAGAGUGGAGGACACCUCAACAAGAGGGACGAGAAGAGCCUUCCUCACCUCGGCCACCUGAGUUUCCUCCAGGAAAAGGCUAUAACCUUGGCAAUGAGCAGGGGGAUAAGAAGAAGCCAAGUAGUCGGAAAGAGGAACCAAAUGGCCGGAGUCAGGAACCAAAUGAUCACCCGUUUCCUUUUUUUCCUCCAGUGCCGCCMCCCAAUGGGUCUUUGGACUUCCUGUCAUUCCUGCCUCCUCCUCCACCUCCACCGUGUGUAUGGCCCCCCCGAGCAGGGCUGGUGGAUGCUGGCGAUGGGCUAGACUCGUCCGUUACAGACUUAUCCAGCAUGCUGCUGUCCUGGUACCUGUGUGGCUACCACACUGGCUGCUACAUGGCAAUGCAGCAGACAGCGGCAAGUCGCAAGAGGGCUCAUAAAGAGAAACGAGCAGAGGAAUAAGGUUGGUUUAAGACCCUAGAAUGGGGAAGAAGAUGAAAAGAGCUGUUCUCUUGAAACAGGACGAGUUCCAAAGAGCUAAUGUUCUUGUACUACACAGAGGUAGUCCAGUUAGGGCUCUGUGUCUGAUGCAUUGCAGUUGUCAGGUUUUUUUCUUACUGAAGAUGGGUGUCGUGACCAGAAGAUGAUUGUGGAUAGGGGUAUGGUGUUAGGGGUACGGUGACCCUAGCUCAUCAAGCUGUUAACUCAGCACUUCCAAGAGGCUUUUUGGAAGGAUAUUUUUACUUUGARGUUUUUGGCACUUUAUUAUUUAUUUUUUUACUGUUGGAAAAAGCUUUUCCAAUGUUUUUUUUUUUGGGGGGGAAUAAAAUAAUGGGACAGCUAGUUUAUGGUCAGGUGGGGAAAAAAUUGAAUGAAUUGUUAAUCCUGCUUUUUUUUAAAUGUCAGUUCAUUUUGGGAGUUUAUUUUAUUACUGUAAAUUUCAAAUAUGUUUGGAUUCUUUUUUUAAUUUUCUUUUUCAAGAGAACAUUUAUUCAACCAAAUCGCAUGCCUUGGCAUUUCUUUUGCAUUUCUUAUACAUGUUUUAUGUAGAUAAAAUGUAAUGGUUGAAAAUGAUUGCAAAUGUAAUAUCGGACUGUAGGUUUUUGGAUGUCUCAAACCACGGUGGUUUCAUCUCACCUUUAACCCUGAGCUUCACCACAUGGUUUUCUUCAGCACAUAAGAACUAUAGUGUCAAUAUUAGACCAAAUAAUUAAACCAUGUUUCUCGGAAAUGUCUAUUGAGUAGGGAGUAGUAAAAUGUUUAUACUUUAUAACACACAAAGGUUUAGCAUGCAGUUUUUCAGUUGCAUCAAGUAUAUAUGUGCWGCCUAAAUGCAGAAAKUGUGGUUAAAAUGAUUUGAAURUGAAAUCACACAAACCCUCACCAGUCACCAUAAAAUGUAUAUUUUGUAUUGUCUAUCUCUGUGGAUGACGCAGUGUUCUGGGUAUGACACUGGGUCAAUUGGAACAAACCUUGGGUCAAGGAUAAGGUUAUGCGCACAAGAGGAGAUGGGAAGCAGACCUGGUUUGACGUAGAUGGUCAAAAGAUCAGAUGACACAUAGGACCCUCAAAAUAGCAGUGAUUUAGAAUCUCUAUUGGGAAUUUGAAUACUGAAGUUAAGAUACAGGCAGAUUUUUGUAAAGGGUCCUUAGCAGUAAAGCUGUGAGAGUUCUAUGGAUUUGGUCUAGGAUGCACAAUAGCUGCUAAUAUAGCCAACAACUCAAAAUGUGCUGUUGUGAUUUUCACAGCCUAUGUGUUCUUAAUAAAGAACAUUGAAGCCUCA
Salvelinus sp. IW2-2015 is the source of this 2714-nucleotide messenger RNA. RefSeq names its product survival motor neuron protein. Gene Ontology annotation, molecular function: RNA binding. The record is from RefSeq and is a predicted model, not a curated record. Gene Ontology annotation, cellular component: nucleus; cytoplasm. Gene Ontology annotation, biological process: mRNA processing. NCBI's taxonomy places the organism in Eukaryota, Metazoa, Chordata, Actinopteri, Salmoniformes, Salmonidae.